Peromyscus californicus insignis is the source of this 2445-nucleotide messenger RNA. Its product is annotated as protein LLP homolog. Gene Ontology annotation, cellular component: nucleolus. The transcript has a single exon. NCBI's taxonomy places the organism in Eukaryota, Metazoa, Chordata, Mammalia, Rodentia, Cricetidae. Bases 1879 to 2253 code for a protein of 124 amino acids. Gene Ontology annotation, molecular function: RNA binding. The record is from RefSeq and is a predicted model, not a curated record. Gene Ontology annotation, biological process: dendrite extension.
UGAGGACACACUCAGAAGGUGAAAUGACUUUCCCAGGCUCGGCCAGCAAGGCUGGUCCCAGGCCCACGGCCGCCCUGGCAUGGAUAGUUGCACAAGCUCACUCUCCUGGGACCUCCAGGGCUGGCCAGGCAAAGAGCUAUUUGUCCCCAAGUCCAGACAGCAAAGAUGAGAAAUAGGAGUACACCAUUGCUCUCCUGUUCCCAGUCACUUGAACGUACCAUGUGAGAUGACAGUAAGGUGGCCAUGAAGACUCAUGGGGCAACUUUAAACAUAGCCAUGAGCACAGUUGGCUUCAAUUUCUGUGUUUCCACAUCCAGAGGCAACUGACCACAGAAUGAAAUGAGGAAGAAGCACUGUACUGAGUAUGUGCAGAUGUCUUUCCUGCCGUUAUCCCCUGAACGGUGUGUGUGUGUGUGUGUGGGGGGGGUGUCUUUGUGGGAAGGUGCAGUGUGAAAGUUCCUCACAUGGCUCUACAGAGUGUUCGGCACUACGAAUAACCUAGAAAGUAAGUUAGGUGCACAGGAGGACAUGCCCAGGUCAUAUGCAGUACUCUGCCUUCUACACAAGGCAAUGGCACACUCUGGUAGAACCAAUGCCUUCAGACACGGAGGAGCGACUGUCAAGCUCUCAGACUCCUGUUGUCCUGUCUUGAGCUGGCAGGCCUGUUGCUGAGGACAGGCCUGUUCCCUUCCUGCAAAGCUCUUCCUUGCCUCCCAGCUUCCCACGCUCCUGUAGCCGAAGGCCCAGGGGACCCACCACAAACUGGUAGGGACACCUUGCCUCCCACAUCUCAAAAUCCCAAGUGGCCCCCCUGCUUUAUCCCUGUUGUCCAGACGGGGGUCCACCUCUUCCCCAGGGCAUUUGCACUCACACAGUCUCCUCUUGCUAGCCUCUGCUCAGGUCCAGUCCCUUCGGGCCUUCUGACCACUUACUCAGUUAACCCUGACUCCUGUCCUGGCAGUCCCUUGGUCCUCUCACUUCUUCAUACAUCAGCCCUCCCCUAACACCUGAUGUACUCCUUGCUGGUUUUCUUUUCCAAUGGUGGUAAACGUUAACGUUUGUUACCCCAAUAGCUUGCGAUGCUCGGUUCAGUGGUGUUAAGAGCAUUAGCACGGCUCUGCAGCCCUCACCACCAUCUCCAUAGCCUUUCAUCUCCUAAACACGAACUCCCCUCCCCAGCCCACUCUGGUACCCUCCGGUUUCCUUCUGUCUCUAUGGCUCUGACUCCAGUGACCACUUGGUAGCGUCAUUACAGCAUGGAAUUACCCCACUGUCCUUCUGUGCUUGACUUCUUUCCCUCAGCAGUCCACCCAUGCUGCGGCAUGCUCCUUUCCACAACUGUCUGUCAUGCUGGGUGGGGUAGCACAUGCUUUUGUUCUCAGAACUUGGAAUUUAAUCUAGUAGGCAGAUCUCUGUUAGUUCGAAGCCAGCCUGGUCUACAGAUCAAGCUCCAGCACCUCCAGGGCUACAUAGAGAAAUCCUGUCUCGAAAGACCAAAACCAACCGAAUAAAAGAAGCAAUUGUCUGUCUCACUUGCUAGAAUGGAGGUUUCUAGGACGGUUGUAUUCACUGUUGUAUCGCAGGGUAUGUGUGUAAGAAUACCUGGUACACAGCCAGGCGGUGGUGGUACACACCUUUGAUCCCAGCACUUGGGAGGCAGAGGCAGGGGAAUCUCUGCGAGUUUGAGGCCAGCCUGGUCUACAGAGUGAGUUCCAGGAUAGCCAGGGCUACACAGAGAAACCCUGUCUCGAAAAACAACAACAACAACAACAACAACAAAACAAAAACAAAAAUAACCAACCAAGGCGGAAGUGCGGGGGCUUCCGGUUGGCGUCGUACGCGUGGAGUGCGCGGUCAGUCGUGUUUCUCAGGUAAAGCAUGGCUAAAAGCUUACGGAGUAAGUGGAAACGGAAGAUGCGGGCAGAGAAGAGAAAGAAGAAUGCCCCACGGGAGCUCAACAGACUUAAAAGUAUUCUCAGAGUUGACGGUGAUGCUCUGAUGAAGGAUGUCGAGGACAUAGCAACUGUGGUGGUCCCCAAACAGUGCCAGGGGAAAAUGCAGUGUACGGUGGACGAUGAAAAGGAAGACACAAAAAUGGAGACUGAACUGAAGAGAAACAAGAAGACCCUUCUAGACCAGCAUGGACAGUACCCAGUGUGGAUGAACCAGAGGCAGAGGAAAAGACUGAAGGCAAAGAGAGAGAAAAAACGGGGGAAAAGCAGAGCCAAGGCAGCGAAGGGCCUGGCCUGGUAGACCCUUGAGAACUGGAAAGUGGUGGUGCACGUGCCUUUAAUCCCAGCCCGCAGGAGUCAGACAAGCAGAGCUCCGUGAGUUCGAGGCCAGCCUGGUCUACAAAGCAGGUGCCAGGACAGCCUGGACUGUUACACAGAGAAACCUUGUCUCAAAAAAUCACAAAAAAAAAAAAAAAAAAAAAAGAAAGAAAAA